Hyla sarda is the source of this 1547-nucleotide messenger RNA. RefSeq names its product RAB37, member RAS oncogene family (gene RAB37). Gene Ontology annotation, molecular function: GTP binding; GTPase activity. The record is from RefSeq and is a predicted model, not a curated record. Lineage: Eukaryota; Metazoa; Chordata; Amphibia; Anura; Hylidae. The transcript has 10 exons. Bases 159 to 905 code for a protein of 248 amino acids. Gene Ontology annotation, cellular component: Golgi apparatus; endosome.
UCACAUCUACCACGACCUACGUCUACCAGAAAGGAAGUGCUGCUCACUUUGCUGCAGAUAGAUGUACGUGUGACCUGUCUGUGAUAAUCUGUCACAUUAGAGAAGCAGGGCAGCUUCAAGUUGCUAUUACAAGAUAUCGUGAGUUGAGAAGAAGCACAAUGGAGGAACAGUCUGAUGUUCUGCAGCUCUCAGACUACAAUGAGGCCCUCCAGCAUAAGACAAUUUUGGUAGGUGAUAGCUCUGUGGGAAAGACCUCGUUGCUUGUGCAGUAUGACCAGGGCAAAUUUAUACCAGGAUCUUUUACAUCAACAGUGGGCAUAGGAUUCACGGUUAUGCUGCUAGGAGAUUCUGGUGUUGGAAAGACGUGUUUUCUCAUCCAGUUUAAAGAUGGGGCAUUUCUCGCAGGCACCUUCCUGGCAACUGUUGGCAUUGAUUUUCGGAAUAAAGUGGUUACUGUGGAUGGAGUAAAGGUGAAGUUACAGAUCUGGGACACUGCUGGUCAGGAACGCUUUCGAAGUGUCACACAUGCUUAUUACAGGGAUGCACAGGCUCUGCUCCUGUUGUAUGACAUCACAAGCAAGACGUCAUUUGACAACAUCCGUGCCUGGCUUACAGAGGUUCAUGAAUUUGCUCACAAGGAUGUGGUCAUCAUGCUGCUUGGUAACAAGUGUGACAUAACAAAUGGAAGAGUUGUUCGAACAGAAGAUGGGGAGUCCUUGGCAAAGGAGUAUGGCAUUCCAUUCAUGGAAACUAGCGCAAAGACAGGUAUAAAUGUCGAACUGGCAUUUACGGCUAUAGCUAAGGAAUUGAAGCAGAGAUCCAGUAGUUCAGAUGAACGUAAAUUUCAGAUCCACCAGUACAUUAAAUCACAGAAGAAGAAAAGCAGCUGCUGUGGCUUCAUUUGAUUGUGUUCCUUUGAUUCAGAAUUUACUGUACUGUACAGUUCUGGAUAUAAUCCGAUCCAGUGAAAUUCCCAAACUCAGGAUUUUUCGGAUACCCUGAUGCCUGGAGAGAAAACAUCUCAAAAAUUGUUUACUUAAAUCUCAAGAGCAUUGUUGCCUUUAUGAGUCUUCAAGAAACAUAAGGAAUCUGUUGUAUUUCCUCUUUUUCCAGUGACAGAGAACCUUAAUAUAAAUAAUUAUCCUUUGCUGCAAGAAUACUGUGCCAAAAUGGUUUACACAAGCAAAGGCUGUCCAAAGUCUUUUGUAUAACAAAUAACAAAUGGUAUGUCAUGAUGCUAUCUGUCAGUAGCUUCCUUGCUUUUAUAGUAACUGUCAUAUGUUGCACAACUUAGAUUUGUUUACAAGAUAUAAAUAAUUCCUGUGCUUUAUACUGUUUAUGAAAGGUAUUUAUUACUAUAGGGUUCCUAAGAACUUCAUGAAGAUAGACAGUGUAUGUGCUUGUUAAAUUUACUGCAAUAUUUUCAAAUGACCUGCUCACAUUCUUACCUGUUGGCUGUUUACACAUUGAGCACUAGUAAUGGAUAUUCUGUUAUGAAGUACCAACUGUAGAAUUUUUAAUGUCUUUAAAAUAAAAUAUUCCAUUGU